Plasmodium malariae is the source of this 687-nucleotide messenger RNA. Its product is annotated as Plasmodium exported protein, unknown function. The coding region runs from base 1 to 687 and encodes 228 amino acids. The transcript is spliced from 2 exons. The record is from RefSeq and is a predicted model, not a curated record. Lineage: Eukaryota; Apicomplexa; Aconoidasida; Haemosporida; Plasmodiidae.
AUGAGGGCAAAUUCAAAUAAAUUAACUUUACUUAUUAAAAUUUUUUUAUUUUCCCUAUUAAUAUGGAUAUUCCAGGACGCCUAUGAGACAAAUGUCUCUAUAAAAACAUGGAAUAAGAAGAUAUAUGCAAAUGAUACCUUAGAUGUAGGGAUAAGUAGAUUAUUAAGUACAGAAAGAUAUGUAGGUUCUAAAGACAGAAAAAAACAUUUAAAAAAGGGUUGUUUUCCCCAAAUUAUGGGAUGCAUAGAUACAUCAAAAUAUUUGGACAUCAUUUUAAAUACAUAUGAUUCAACAGUAUCUAAUUAUUUUCUUGCACAAUUAUAUGAAAAAUUAAAAGAAAAUGCAAAUCAAAACGAAGAAGAAUAUAUUUCAAGAGAAAAAGAAAUAAAAAAAUAUAUAUAUACUCUUUUAUUUUAUUUAGAAUUAAAAUAUAAAAAUAAACUAAAAACUCGGAGACAUUCUAACAAUGAAAAAUACAAAAAUUUUUUACAAAUUUUAUCUGAUCCCAAAACUAAAAAAAUGCUUAAUCUUACUAUUCCAAUGUUAGCAGUAACACAUUAUUCAUUUCAAUACAUCCCAUACCUAGAUCCUUCAUUAGAUGAAGUAAUUUUAUCUGAAUUAAUAUCAUAUGCAAACUCUAUUUUAGAUUCACAUAAAAAAUUGAAUAAAAAUGAAGCGAGUAAGUAG